This is a messenger RNA of Arachis ipaensis, 1098 nucleotides long. Lineage: Eukaryota; Viridiplantae; Streptophyta; Magnoliopsida; Fabales; Fabaceae. The record is from RefSeq and is a predicted model, not a curated record.
AUGCCGUGCAGAAAUUUGCUAUUUGCAAAUUAUUGGUUUAGAGAAGCAAGCAUAUUAGACUUUAGAGUUUCAUAUAUUGGUAUAUUGAUGUUCACUGACAAUUCGCAGGGGUAUAAAAUUAUUGGUUCACAUAGCGGUGUUAAGAUUUGUAGAUGGACCAAGUCACAGCUUCGAGGACGGGGUGGUUGCUAUAAGCAUUCAUUCUAUGGUAUUGAGAGCCAUAGGUGCAUGGAGGCAACCCCUAGCCUGGCCUGUGCAAAUAAAUGUGUUUUUUGUUGGAGACAUCACACAAAUCCGGUGGGAAAAAGUUGGCAAUGGAAGAUGGAUGAUCCAAUAGAGAUUGUAAAUUCUGCAAUAGAGAUGCAUUCAAAUAUGAUUAAACAAAUUAAAGGAGUUCCUGGAGUUACCCUGGAGCGACUAAACGAAGGUCUUACACCACGACAUUGUGCACUAUCUCUUGUUGGGGAACCUAUUAUGUAUCCAGAGAUAAAUACACUUGUGGAUGAACUGCACAAAAGGAGAAUUUCCACUUUUCUGGCGACAAAUGCACAGUUUCCAGAUAAAAUAAAGUCAAUGAAGCCUCUCACCCAGUUAUAUGUCAGUGUAGAUGCUGCAACAAAAGACUCCUUGAAGGCAAUUGAUAGGCCACUCUUUGGAGAUUUCUGGGAACGAUUCAUUGAUUCCUUGACAGCCCUGAAGGAAAAACAUCAAAGAACUGUAUACCGCUUGACAUUGGUAAAAGGUUGGAACACUGAAGAUGUUGAUGCUUAUUACAAGCUCUUUAGUAUUGGAGAACCUGACUUUGUUGAAAUCAAGGGAGUUACAUAUUGUGGCUCCUCUGCCACAUCAAAAUUGACGAUGGAAAAUGUGCCUUGGCAUGCCGAUGUGAAAGCUUUUUCAGAGGCCCUUGCUCUGAAAAGCCUAGGGGAGUAUGAAGUUGCUUGUGAACAUGCUCAUUCAUGUUGUGUUCUCUUAGCAAAGACUAAGAAGUUCAAGAUGGAUGGCAAGUGGUAUACAUGGAUAGACUACGAUAAAUUUCAUGACCUGGUAGGUGUCUGUUUUCCUGGCUUUCCUGCUAUGUCAAGAUUAUUUUUGUAA